AGAACCUGCACCUCGUCGGUCGCUCGGUCGAUCGCCCGGCCUCGAUUCUGUUCUAGCCAGACGCGAUUGAUUGGCACCUUAUCGCCAAUUCCUUCCAGUCGAAUCCUCGGCCUGCUUAAAAGGCCGGCCUCACUCCAAAUUUCGGCGAGAAAGCGCGAGCUCCCGAUCUGCCUUGGCGAAAGAGUGCACACUGCUCUGAUUUGCAUCAUCUGGAGUCGUGGUUGUAUAUUGAAGAGUUGAGAAGCAGUCUCGAGGAGGGACAAGAGGAAUUUCUCGCGGACGAGUCGAUCGUGUUUGAUUAGUUUAGGACUGUCGGAAAUUUUCUUUUCUGAAGUAGUUUGCGAGGAUUAGCAUGGCGGCUGCAUGCGCUCAAGUGGUAAGUGGGAACAUCGGAGCGGCGCCGGUCGUGCAGAGUGUCGAGAGCUUGUCGAAGAAGACGUCGUGUGUCUCGAAUAAAGCUUUCUUCGGGACGAGUUUGAAGAGCAGAUCAGGUUUCGUCAAUGGUGGGAAGGGUUUGAGGGCGAGUAGCAAGAAGGACGCGCGUCGGAGCUAUGUCGGUCCCGUUAGAGUGGUGGCGGAGAAGGUGGUGGGAAUCGAUUUGGGGACCACGAAUUCUGCAGUCGCGGCAAUGGAAGGAGGAAAGCCCACCAUCGUCACGAACGCUGAGGGUCAAAGGACGACGCCCUCGGUGGUCGCCUACACUAAGGCUGGAGACCGCCUUGUCGGGCAGAUCGCGAAGCGUCAGGCUGUCGUGAACCCCGAGAAUACUUUCUUCUCCGUAAAGAGGUUUAUCGGUCGUAAGAUGGUCGAAGUCGAUGAUGAAUCUAAGCAGGUCUCUUACACUGUCAUGAAAGACGAUAAUGGAAACGUCAAACUCAACUGCCCUGCCAUUGGAAAGACCUUCGCUGCUGAGGAGAUAUCCGCGCAGGUAUUGAGGAAACUUGUUGAUGACGCCUCGAAGUUCUUGAACGACAAAGUGAGCAAGGCAGUUAUCACUGUGCCAGCUUACUUCAAUGACUCCCAGCGUACAGCUACCAAGGACGCUGGUCGGAUUGCAGGCGUGGAUGUGCUGCGUAUCAUCAACGAGCCUACUGCUGCCUCCCUGGCAUAUGGUUUUGAGAAGAAGAGUAACGAAACCAUAUUGGUUUUCGAUCUUGGAGGUGGUACUUUCGAUGUGUCAGUUUUGGAGGUCGGUGAUGGUGUCUUUGAGGUGUUAUCGACUUCUGGAGACACACAUCUUGGCGGAGAUGAUUUUGACAAGCGAAUCGUGGAUUGGUUGGCCGCUAACUUCAAGAAGGACGAGGGAGUCGACCUCUUGAAAGACAAGCAAGCUCUCCAAAGGCUAACUGAAGCCGCCGAAAAGGCCAAGAUGGAGCUGUCAACCUUGUCUCAAACAAGCAUUAGUUUGCCCUUCAUCACCGCAACUGCCGAUGGUCCGAAGCAUAUUGAUACCAACCUCACCAAAGCCAAGUUUGAGGAACUCUGCUCCGACCUACUAGACAGGUGCAAAACGCCGGUUGAAAAUUCCCUUCGGGAUGCGAAGCUUACGUUCAAGGACUUGAAUGAGGUCAUAUUGGUCGGUGGUUCUACUCGAAUUCCUGCUGUGCAAGAACUGGUGAAGAAAAUAACCGGAAAGAGUCCCAAUGUUACUGUGAACCCUGAUGAAGUUGUGGCACUGGGAGCAGCUGUUCAGGCUGGUGUUUUGGCUGGAGAGGUCAGCGACAUCGUUUUGCUCGACGUUACCCCUUUGUCAAUUGGCCUGGAAACACUUGGCGGCGUUAUGACCAAAAUUAUUCCAAGAAACACCACUCUACCUACCUCUAAAUCUGAGGUCUUCUCUACAGCAGCCGAUGGGCAGACCAGCGUGGAAAUCAAUGUGCUUCAAGGUGAACGUGAGUUUGUGAGAGACAAUAAAUCUCUUGGUAGCUUCAGGCUCGAUGGCAUCCCCCCUGCGCCAAGGGGUGUGCCUCAGAUUGAGGUGAAAUUCGACAUCGAUGCAAACGGUAUUCUUUCAGUCACCGCACAGGACAAGGGAACUGGAAAGAAGCAAGACAUUACUAUCACUGGAGCUAGUACUUUGCCGAAAGAUGAGGUGGAGAGAAUGGUUAAUGAAGCUGAAAAAUUCAGCCAAGAAGAUAAGGAGAAAAGGGAUCAAGUCGAUACUAAGAAUCAAGCUGACUCGAUUAUCUACCAGACCGAGAAACAACUGAAGGAACUCGCUGAUAAAGUACCUGGACCCGUCAAGGAGAAGGUAGAGGCAAAAUUGACAGAGCUGAAAGACGCUGUAGCCGGAGGCAAUACCCAGUCCAUUAAAGAUGGAAUUGCGGCCCUGAAUCAGGAAGUUAUGCAACUAGGUCAGUCCCUGUAUAACCAACCUGGGACAGCGGGUGGACCCUCUCCAGGAGGUGCGCCUGAGGGAGGUGCGGCACCGAAAACUCCAGGAGGUGAUGAAGUCAUCGAUGCCGAUUUUACCGACAGCAAUUGAAGCCAUUAUUGGGAAGUUUCAAAAUGGCAUUCACUGGACACUGUACGCCUGUCGUUGUAACAAAGAAGUGGAAGGUCCGUUCUAGAAAGAGAUGGCAACCAAGCGACACGAAGAAGUGAGGUAUCAUCAACAACUGAGCGAUGAAGCAGUCGAAUUCAUUUUAGGUAGAUUGUGGGUGAUCUCGGUGGGAGUAGAAACGUAGAGAAAACAUCUACUCGUGUAUCUAAGUUUUGCUAGCAUGAGUGAUCAACUCAUUAUUGUAGCAGCCAGUGGACAGACCCUGGAAAAGAUUUUUUGAUGGAUGUGUAACAUAUAUACAGAAACUAGCAAUUAGAGCGAUUCAGUCAUGCCAUGCAGAAGGCAGCAUGAGAAAGUUGUAGAAUUCUCUGGAUAGAAAAUCAAGCAAUUCAAUAUUCAAGCACUCAAAACUGUCU
Messenger RNA from Marchantia polymorpha subsp. ruderalis, 2919 nucleotides. The record is from the annotation of a GenBank genome assembly. Lineage: Eukaryota; Viridiplantae; Streptophyta; Marchantiopsida; Marchantiales; Marchantiaceae.